GUAGGUCUCUCUUUCUCUCUUUUUUUCCCCCCUUCCUUCCCUUUGGGCUAACAACGAUGGAGCGGGCCGGGAGUUCCGCGGAGUCUCUUCGCUACGCGGAGUACGUAGGCCGGAGCCGCGGAGACAGCGGUGGCCGAGGACCGGACAUCAACUACGGGCUGGCCAAAUCUGUCAUCGGAGUUGGCCUGGGCAUCGCAGCCGUUGCUUUUGGAGGUCGUUACGCCUUCCAACUCUGGAAACCUUUAGAAGAAAUCUUCUCCCAGGUAGCAAAGAACAUUUCAGCGACUACCGUUUCUUCGUAUUACAAAGGCGGAUUCGAAUCGAAAAUGAACGUUCGGGAAGCUAGUCUUAUUUUAGGCAUAAGUCCAUCUGCUGGCAAGGCCAAGAUUAGAAAUGCUCACCGGAAAAUCAUGAUUCUGAACCACCCAGAUAAAGGUGGGUCACCAUACCUGGCAACCAAAAUCAACGAAGCCAAGGAUCUGCUGGAAUCAAGCAGGAAAAAUUAAGAGAUUUUCAUCACACCUCAGAAACUUUUUAGAGGCCACACAAAAACUCCUUGCUUUCCCAUUUGUAGGGGAACCACAGCACAGAAACCAAACUUUGGGCAUGUUUAAUAAAGUUUCAGCAAAUUUGGAGAUGCCGUUUCAGGGAGUUCAUCAUCGAAUCCGGUCUCCAUGCUUCAAAUGUCAUUUAUGGCCUCAGGGGCAUAUUAUCCUGGAGGUGUAAAACCGCGAUGCAGAAAAAAUUAGGAUUGAUAUUUUCUUUUAAUACGUCAAAUCCAGGUUUUUAGUUUUUCGUCAGCAAAAAAAAAAAUUGCUUUG
Molecule: messenger RNA, 821 nt
Organism: Ahaetulla prasina
Lineage: Eukaryota; Metazoa; Chordata; Lepidosauria; Squamata; Colubridae
Gene: DNAJC15
Product: DnaJ heat shock protein family (Hsp40) member C15
Exons: 6
Coding region: 57-506 (149 amino acids)
Biological process (GO): protein import into mitochondrial matrix
Cellular component (GO): PAM complex, Tim23 associated import motor
Molecular function (GO): ATPase activator activity
Source: RefSeq, a predicted model, not a curated record